AUGAUGAUGAACGCGUUUAUGGACAGUGGGUCGUCGGCGCACCACUCGCACCUGGCCACGUUCGGGAUCAAGAUGUCGCCGGACCAUCACCUGGAGCAGAGCAGCGAAAUUGAGUCGUCCAGCUCUGCGUCGGCGUCGGCCUCACUGGCGGCCGUGGCCGCGGCGGCUAGUAUGUUGCCACCCGGGUCCUCGACCGCGAACGGCACCGCAAGUGACGCCAUGUUCUACCACCACCACCAUCCGCAGCACCAGCAGCAGCACCAGCAACAGCAGGGCAGCCCUUCGAACGUUCCGAGUGGUUCCGGUGCGACGACAGGAAGCGGUUCCAGCGGUGGGACCACCGGCUCCACCGGUUCCGCGGCCGCCAGUUCCUAUAAUGCCGCGCACCACCUAUCGCCCCCGUCGCAUAUGGCCAGCCACAUGGCCAGUCCUUAUGCGUCAUCCCGGGACGCGUUCCUGUCGCUGAAGCGCGACAACGAUUAUGUGGCCGCCGAUCCUUCUUCGCUUUUUCACGCCCACGAGAACCCGGCAAUGGCCGCGGCCAUCGGUCAUCAUCCGUUCCACGCCGGGUCGAUGCGGGCGAUGGCGGGGCUGGCGUCGGCCGGGGAUUACACCCACCCGUACCAUGCGGCCGCUCAUGCGGCGCACCAUGCACACCAUGCGGCCGCUGCCCACCACCAGAGUAACUACGCGAUGCACCACCACCACCAGCACCACCCGCUGGCCAACCUGCCCGUGAAUCCGGGCACUUCCGGCGCCUUCUUCCGGUACAUGCGCCAUCCGCCCGCCAUCAAGCAGGAGAUGCAGUGCCUGUGGGUGGAACCGGAACUGCCACCGCACCACCAUCCGCAUCACCCGCACCAUCACCACCACCACCAUCACCAUCUGGGGCAUCUCGGGUUAACGGCCCUGGCCCUCGGGGGCGGUGGCCCGGGCGGUCCGGGCGGUGGUGGCCCGGGUGGUGACGGCGGAAGUCGCAAGACGUGCAACAAGAUCUUCAGCUCGAUGCAGGAGAUCGUGACGCACCUGACGGUGGACCAUGUCGGGGGGCCGGAGUGCACGACGCACGCCUGCUUCUGGCUCGGGUGCACCCGGAACGGGCGGCCGUUUAAGGCGAAGUACAAGCUGGUCAACCACAUCCGGGUGCACACGGGUGAAAAGCCGUUCCCCUGUCCGUUUCCGGCCUGCGGAAAGGUUUUUGCCCGCUCCGAGAACCUCAAGAUCCACAAGCGAACACAUACCGGUGAGAAGCCGUUCAAGUGCGAGCACGAGGGAUGCGACCGGCGGUUCGCGAACUCAUCCGAUCGCAAGAAACAUUCACACGUCCAUACAUCCGAUAAGCCGUAUAACUGUCGUGUUAAUGGUUGUGAUAAAUCGUACACUCAUCCAUCAUCGCUGAGGAAACACAUGAAGGUCCACGGAAGCUUGGGAGAGAAGUCACCAUCGCACAACUACGACAGCGACGACGAGGAGUCCAGCUCGGAGAGCGUCAUCCUGGGCGGAACCGAGUCACCGCCCGCCAUCGGUCGGCUGCACGAUUCCGGCAAGCUGAGCGGUGCCGGUAGUGGUUCCGGUGCCGCCGGGGCCUCGGACUCGAUCCACGCCAGCAACAACAACAACAACAGUAGCAGUAGCAACAACAACAACACCACGGGCAGCAGCAACGCGAGUAGUGGUCAGAGCGCCAGCAACAACAACAACAGCACCUCGAAGUCCUCGUCCAGCUCCAGCUCCAGUCACCUGCUGUCACCGGUGGGAGCGGCCAGUGGCGGUGCGGGUACGACCAGCUCGUCCAGUUCGUCGUCACUGUCACACCUGAGUCAGGGGCACGGACACGGGCACCACCAGCACCAGCACCAUCUGGCGGCGUCACUGCAGAACCACGCGACGAGCCUGGCUCCGCCGCCACCGCAGCUCCCGCUCACGCCGGCUUCGUCCGUGUCGCCACAGGCAACGACCCCGUCGACGAUGCUGGUCGGCCACCACCACAACCCGCACCACCUGCUGUACCACCACCCGCAGCACCAGCCGCACGAGUGGUACUCGCCGACGCCACCGGCCGGCCCGGACACGAUGAAUCACCUGAACCACUUCAGCCACCACCACCACCACCACCUGGUGCACCACGGGCCCACGACGGCCUAUUGA
Molecule: messenger RNA, 2148 nt
Organism: Anopheles cruzii
Lineage: Eukaryota; Metazoa; Arthropoda; Insecta; Diptera; Culicidae
Gene: opa
Product: pair-rule protein odd-paired
Exons: 3
Coding region: 1-2148 (715 amino acids)
Biological process (GO): regulation of transcription by RNA polymerase II; central nervous system development
Cellular component (GO): nucleus
Molecular function (GO): RNA polymerase II cis-regulatory region sequence-specific DNA binding; DNA-binding transcription factor activity, RNA polymerase II-specific
Source: RefSeq, a predicted model, not a curated record